Messenger RNA from Penicillium nucicola, 5895 nucleotides. RefSeq lists its product as uncharacterized. The record is from RefSeq and is a predicted model, not a curated record. Bases 1 to 5895 code for a protein of 1964 amino acids. The transcript is spliced from 2 exons. NCBI's taxonomy places the organism in Eukaryota, Fungi, Ascomycota, Eurotiomycetes, Eurotiales, Aspergillaceae. Gene Ontology annotation, biological process: DNA integration. Gene Ontology annotation, molecular function: nucleic acid binding.
AUGGACUUCGCCGAGGAGCGUGACCGCGGAAGGAGCCAAAAUGAAGGACUAGCAUCGUUCUCUGAGUAUAGGGAGCCUGCUAGGGAGAGAUCGGAGUCAGUUAGAACGACAGGCAGGCGUAGCGCUCUGCACCCUGAGCCGACAGCGCCAGUUCAGUCAGGUAUAGCCGUUGCGCCAGUUGCGCAACUCGCGUCUAUCCAGCAACAGCAGAUGCCAUAUUUCUCCCCUCUGCCUACUCCAGGAACUCUGGGAGCGCCGUACUUUGACGGGUCUGACGCUACCCUGUUCCUGGAGAAGUUACAGGAGACAUGUCGUCGCUGUGGGCUGCGCUCAGAGACUGAGAUGCUAGAGAUCUUGCCACAGUACUGUGACCGCAUCACAAAGCUAUGGGUUAAGAGACAAAGUCUGUGGGUCGCAAAGGAUUGGGAAGGAUUUAGAGAAGAGUUCUUAGAGCGAUUCUAUGAGACCGAUGAUGAACGCCUUCGAUACACGAAGACGUAUCUCCAAUCUCUGGCCCAACAAACUCGGACAAUGAAGGACGACAUUCAGUCGUACUUGAGAGAGUUUGACGAAGUCUCGGACCGCGUUCUCCAGAAUGGAGAGAUUAGCGACAGCGAACGAGCGAACUUGUUGAUCCAGGGACUGCCCCAGGUACUGAAAGAGAAGGUAGUACGACGCCACUCACGGCGACUACUACCGAGAGGAACGCUGAUCAAGUAUUCCGAAGCCUGGGGUUCGAUCAGGCUCUGUGUCCGUGAGGAAGAAGAUCUCCAGAGAUACCUAGGCCAAGGAGGUGGUCGAGAAGGCAAAGAACGGUUAGAUGGACACCAGCAUCGUGUCACAGCUGAGAGUACACAGGGUCGAAUUCACCAUGAUCAGAGCAAAGAAAUCCGCGAUAUACGGUCGCAAAUGGAAGCUCUCACUCUGAAACUGCAGGCUAGCCAAGACCUACGAAAUGAUUACCGGUAUGAGCCUGAUAGACGUACGCCGACAAACAACCUUGGAGUGAACCCGCCAAUAAGCUGUUGGACGUGCGGAGGAGCUCAUCUUUCGAGACCAGAUAAAUGCGAGGCACUCCGUGAUAUGCAAGGACGUGGCAUCAUGCAUUAUGACCAGAUGAAUCAAAUGAUACUAGGGACUGCGGACCAACCAGGGCCGCGCCUACGUGUUACGCCUGGAAGGUUGAAUCGUGAGUAUUUCCAAGAACAGUAUGACCAGUGGAAGGGGUAUACCACGGCAACGGCACCUUCUAGCAGGGUCACUGCUAUAGCUUCGAAUAGUGCUAUCCCUAUGUCAUAUUCAGCGCCGGUUCAAUCUGUUGCGGCUACCCUCUUAGGUUCGGCGCCUGUGUGGGAAAUUCUCGACGAGGACGAUGAGGAUCUAGCUGGACCAAUAGGAAGUGUGAACGCGAUUGAAGGACGCGCCGCGAAGCGGAGACGUGAACCUGAUAUCGCAAGGACUCGCAGUAUUCACGCUGGAAGGUAUCAGCCACAAGUUGAAGAUGAUGUUAUGCAAGAUGCUCAGCCUGAGGAUUCCCAAACCCAGAGACAGGAAGAUAUAUCUCAGGAACAAGUUGUUAGAAGAAGGGGGCCCGUGGACCCUGAAGUUGCAAGAAGAAAGUCACAAUUAUCCGACAUCGUCAUGCAAAAGAUAUGGAACACGGAAGUCACCCUCACCAUUGGAGAACUUGCUGGCUCUGCCCCUAAGAUCAGGAUUGGCAUGGGGAAAGGAGUUAGCAUGGAUGUUAUCAAUCAGCGGAUCACAGACGUUCUCUCGCAAGCGCACACGCAGUCCAACUUUACAGGGGCAUCUAUGCCGGCAAAAGUCGAGAAACAGAUCAAUCAGCUUGCUAGCGAUGUAGCAGACUAUCACGCAGUCACUGGGAGCCCACUGCAAUCCAGCACCCUGGCUUCUCACGUUAACUUCCAGGAAGUGCAGCUAUCGGACUCGGCAGCCGGGCCCGUGUCCCGAGAAUACUCCAGAGACUUGUUAUUCGCCACGGUAGUGAUCGGCAAAAGAGAGGUGCGAGCAUGUAUCGAUACCGGGUCAUCUGUUAACAUUGUUCGACGAGAGAUCGCGCAGUCCGUGCAGGCAAAGAUGCGCCUGAGGCCAAGAUUGAAGCUAGUGCCUGUUGAUGGAGGAGAAUGUCUAAGUGGCAUCGCAGCAUCUGCCAAAGACCCGGAUGCCAGACAGAGCUCAUUUUCUGCACUGUCAGUAGCAGCAGGCGAGAAGCUGCUCAGGACGGUGGAUAAGAAGAAGAGAGACGUCGCUGGUGGUUGUCAAGAAGAAGUUGUCCAGAGCGGACGAGCUGAGAGCGACGUUAGUUUAGAGAGGGGUGGUAUUUCGGCCGAAAAACCGUCUCCCCAAAAACCUGAGGCACCUAACUGGGUUCCUACCCCGAACCAUAAACAUUACGCCGGCCAUGCCUCACCUACCUACCCCGACAUUGAAUAUAGGACGUCAUUUGCAAGGACUGAGACGCGCCAUGGACUGCCAAAUAAGUGGCGAAGAAGAUUACUGCCGCGACAAGGAUCGCGCUGGGCAACCUUCAGACCAGAUCUACGCGCGCUACACGCUGCACCUGUGAACACGCUAUACAAACGAAAGGCAGAUAAGGUUCAACCUGUGAGCUCGUCAGAGUCCGAUGGCUCUAUUCCUGCCGGGAACCCUGACUGGCAGAGGAUUUGCCUGGAGAAAUACCACACCCGGUACCGCGCAACUGACAUCCAAUCCGAGUUCGAUGACCUACUGCAUCCGCGAAUUGCUACGAUUGCGAGAGGUGCCCGACUGACCCCUGAGAGAGAAGCAACCAUGCUUGUGGGAAACGGAUUAUUGCCGCGAGAGAAGCUGCUGCUACGCGAACUACUGUUUAAGAGGGAGGGAGUGCUGGCUUGGAGCUGGGACCAUAUGAGCCGGAUUCGACCAGAGGUCAUGCCUGCUCAGCGUAUCAAGACCGUUCCCCAUGAAGCAUGGCAACAUCCUGGGUUCAAGAUUCCCCGCGCCCUAGGCCCUGUUAUCAUUGAGAUGUUACGCGAGAGGCUAAAGAAGGGAGUCCUCGAACACUGCGACGGACCAUACAGAAACCCCUGGUUCUUGGUCAAGAAGAAAGGUAUCGGCAAAUACCGACUGAUCAAUGCAGCAAUGCUCAUCAACAAGGUCACCAGAAGAGAUGCAAACAUGCCUCCGGACGUUGAUGAAUUUGCCGAGGAAUUUGCCGGCAUGGCGCUCUCUUCACUUGUUGACCUAUACUCAGGGUAUGACCAAAUCACGCUAGCUGAGGAAGAUAGAGAUCUCACUGCCAUUCAAACCCCGAUUGGCCUCUUGCGGCAAACUACAAUUCUACAAGGAGGCGCAAAUUCUGUUGCGCAGUUUCAACGUGUGAUAUCAUGGAUCCUUCAAUCUAUCUUUGGCAUAGUUGCUAAACCAUUUCUUGAUGAUGUUGCUAUCAAUGGCCCACGAACAAAGUACGACGGUGAAUUUGCCAGGCCAGGAAUCCGCAAGUACGUCCUGGAGCACCUUCAAAAUUUGGACAAAACGCUAUAUCUCCUAGAGCUUGCCGGAGCUGCUAUUUCAGCCGAAAAGUCACAAUUUGCUAUGUCAGGCAUUGAGGUCGUUGGGUGGGUCUGCGACUUCUCUGGCAGACACGCUGAAGAAAGCAAAGUUGCCAAGCUACUAGACUGGCCAACCCCUAUUGACAAGGAUGCACUACGAUCAUUCGUCGGACUAGCGGUCUACUUCCGUAUUCUUAUCGAAGAAUUUCAGAUCAUCAUGGAACCGCUCUACAGAUGCCUCAGGAAGAACGUCACAUUCGCAUGGAAGGAUGACCAGCAACAAGCGUUCGAUAGAGUGAAAACUGAGCUAUCCACGACUCCAACUAUCCUGCCAAUCGAUUAUACCAGCGAUCCUCUUACAGUCAUUGUCGCCGUUGAUGCUUCUGGAAAGGGGUGGGGUGCUGUGCUGAUGCAGGAAAGAAACGGUGUCCGAAAGCCGGCGAGAUAUGAGUCAGGAACGUGGUCUGAAUCACAGCUUUCCUACGAUUCGGGAAAACUGGAAUGCCGCGCAGUCCUCAUGGCACUGAAGAAGUUUCGCCACUGGCUAUACGGCAUCCACUUCAUACUAGAAACCGACGCGAAUACACUUGUGGCCCAAUUGAAUAGACCGGCUACUGAUUUGCCUGGUGCAUUGGUUACGAGGUGGAUGGCUUGGAUACGCCUGUUUGACUUUGAUGUGAAGCACGUACCUGGACGGAGAAAUAGCGCAGCAGACGGUUUAUCGAGAAGGAGUCCCACGGCUAGCGAGCUAAGCGCCCAGCGGCGCGAGGUUGACGUUGAUGACUUUAUUGACGCGGAGAUCUCUUACCUUAGGGCGAGCUGUCUACCAGCCCGAGCAGCUAUGAUAUCCGAUGACAACGCUGACGACGGAGAAGAAGACGAUUUACCUGAGCAAGAAGCAACGUUGCUAAGACCUUUAGGAGAUGGUUAUUCAGCCGAAUCACAGCAAAUUGCGCGUUUCCUUAUAACGCUACAACGGCCUCCUAAGAUGUCAAGGUCUCAGUUUUACUACUUCCGAAGGAAAUGCACAAAGUUCGUGGUCCAAGACAGUCAUUUGUUCUAUCGCUACAAAGGAAGAACAGAGAUUCUCCGAAGAGUCCUUGACAACAAAGAAGACCAGCAACGAGCCCUAGAAGGGACGCAUACUGAACUUGCCCACAAAGGACGCGAAGCCACUUACGCACUGCUCAAGCAUCGGUACUACUGGCCACGUAUGUAUGAAGAAGCGGCUUCGUAUGUUCGUACGUGUGUUGAGUGCCAGGCACGGGACCCUGUCAGACUUAGUGAGCCCGCGAAUGUCACUACUCUUCUUCGCAUGUUUGAUAGAUGGUACGUGGAUACAACUCAUAUGCCGGCAGAAGAUGGCGUCAAAAUCGUCAUUCAGGGAAGAGAGGCAGUCAGUGGAUGGGUGGAAGCCAGGACCCUGGCUAGUGCAGAUUCAGAGAGCGUUCAGUCAUUUAUCUUCGAAGAUAUCAUUUGCCGGCAUGGUUACCCGCGAGAGAUUGUUAUGGAUGAUGGUCCGGAGAACCGUGCCAAGACGCUAGCAUUUCUCAAAGACAAAGGAGUCAAAAAGGUGACAAUAUCGGCCUACCACCCUGGCUCAAACGGACCCGUGGAGCGAGCGAUGAGGACACUGAAAGAUGCUCUCUCAAAAAUGACGGGAGGUUACCCUUUUCAAAGACAUGCACCUAUCAACAGUUGGAGACCUCACUUUCAUGCCGCGUUGAUGGCGGAUAGGGUUACAGUCAAUGCCACAACAGGGCUCUCUCCAUAUUAUUUCCUAUACGGCAUUCAUGCAGUCCUACCAAUAGAGCUGGAGAUGCCCACGUGGAGCACACUGCCAUGGGAAACUGUCCGUGACCGCUCUGACCUUAUUGCCAUGCGGACAAGACAGAUCGAGCGCCGCGAGAAGGAUAUCGAAGAAGCCGUGCUACGCAUGAAUCGCCUUAAGGAGAACAAUGCAAGUUACUUCGACGAUCACCGCCGAACAAGACAAACCCCUCUGAAGAAGGAUGACUACGUGCUCUUACAUGAUAGCCAGAGGUCUACGGACAUGACAUCUGUACAGAAACUCCGCUUCAGGUGGCUCGGACCUUAUCUCAUUGACUCAGUGAAAGGGAAUGGGUCUUACUCGAUUAGGGAACUCGAUGGCACAGUGCUAAGCCAUAUCGGUGACAAAGGAGCAGAUGCUAUCAAUGGUGAUAGGCUGAAGAGGUUCUACCCUCGGGGAAUCGGGGAUCGUGAUAAUGAUGAUGGUGAUGGCACAGCUCACGGAGAAGCUAUACAGCAACCCCAUCAGCUACGUACGCGUAGGCCUGUUGGAAGACCAAGGAAGAAGAGGUAG